This is a messenger RNA of Penaeus chinensis, 2484 nucleotides long. RefSeq lists its product as uncharacterized. The record is from RefSeq and is a predicted model, not a curated record. Gene Ontology annotation, cellular component: membrane. The coding region runs from base 5 to 706 and encodes 233 amino acids. The transcript is spliced from 5 exons. NCBI's taxonomy places the organism in Eukaryota, Metazoa, Arthropoda, Malacostraca, Decapoda, Penaeidae.
CCUCAUGAUUGCUUCUGGACUUCUCGAAGCCGGGGUAGGCAUCUGGUGCUUUGUGGACAACGACUUGGCCAACGACAUCGAGGAUUACCCUCUUCCUUACAAUGCUUCAGCGCCUCCUUCGUCCUCCACCAGCAGGAAGGAUCUUGAAGUCGCCUAUUUGCCUAUGGAGGAGGGCGAGUACAGCGUGAGCCAGCCUAUUCUUCAUCUGAAGGCUUGGUAUGGCCAGCCUGCCCACACAGAAUACACUCGUGUGGUGGAUCACGUGCAGGAAAGGCUCUCGUGUUGCGGACUCACAGGCCCGAAGGAUUACCUCUCGAGCGAGUGGGAGGAUCAAGCCAACGCCUCCUUUCCCGUCGUCCCUCGCUCCUGCUGCCUCACCAUCCUGCCUGAGGACGCAGCAGCCGUGUCCGUGGGCGGCGCAGGCGAGAUAAAGGGCAGCGCCGCCGUGGCCGCUCCUCAGGGGUCCUGGAGAGACUAUGGCGGCGGAGGAGGCUGCGAUGUCGGAAAGCUGUCGGCUAAACACUCAAAGGGAUGUUUACAUUUAUUACCUUCUUGGGUAAAACAAAACUUCGCUGCCACAGGAGGCGCUCUUCUGGUCGUUGCACUCUUCCAGAUUACGGGCGCAGUAGCCACAAUCCUCCUCAGAAAGCAGUUCAAAUCUUUCGGCUGCAGGGACAUGCCGCCCAUCGAGACACUCCUUUUCUGAGAAGGGAGACGCCCCCCGCCCACAUUGUUGGCCCCGUACGCCCUCGUCCUAUAGCUGGGUAGUCUCUUUACGUCUGGGAUGAAGUGUUUAUCUCCUCAAGGUUUGCUGUGAAAGCUGAAGGACUACUUAUCCCAGUAUAUACCGAGAAACAUCAUUAACUUGUAUAUAUGUGGAACAGUAAUUAAAUAUAUAUAGGCUGAGUACCUCACACGGCCUGCUAUAACAUAUCAUAUUUCCCUUAGAGAUAACUAUGGGGUGUAAGAUGAUGAUCUGUAAAUAUAUGGAACUGUCCUUAAAUAGAUGGGUUUUGUUAUUGGUUUAACAUUUGGUGGUGCCUCUUACAUGGCCCGUUUCUGUGGUUGAAGAAUCUCGGUGAAAAUGACGAAUCUGUGUCAAGAAAUGAGAAUAAACAGUAUGUGUAUAAUAGACAUGUGUAUAAUGGUCAUGCUUUCAUAGUUAAUGAAUGGCUGGGAAGAAAUCAGAGGAAAAUUAUUCUGACGAAUUAAUAUUCUAAUUUAUUUUCGUUUCUAUUGUAUUACAGCCACGUACACAAAUUUAUUACCACAUUUGUUUUUGGUAUUUGAAAAUAAUAAUAAGAGAUUGUUAUGUUAAUGACGAUAUGAUCGUAUAUAUAUAGCAUCGUUUGAAAUAGCAAAAGAAAGAAUGAAAAAAAUACACAUAAUCAAUUUAAUCAUCUUUAAAGUAAUUUUAUGGCAACCACUGGGAACAUUUGGCUAUUACUGUUUUACUGACAGCUUAUUCAACUAACUAGCAACUAGCAAUUUUCUAAUUUACAUACUAUUAAUUCGUUUUUUUAUGUAUAUUUUCUUAACUCAAAAUGGUAUCAAGACGAGAUAAUUAUCUUUUUUCGCCAUCUUCCUCAAGCCAAAUGACGCCAUUGCUAGUAAAUCAUUCAACAAAAUACAUUUUAAAUAUACGCUUGCAUUUUUUACAACUUUUGUGAAUGGAGCAGCAAGAGCAUAAGUGGGAGAAGGAUGACUUAGUAUUUAAUUUCAGAUCUUAAGCAUUUGAACCAAAGCACUUGUUCGUGUGUGUGUGUGUGUGUGUGUGUGUGUGUGUGUGUGUGUGUGUGUGUGUGUGUGUGUGUGUGUGUGUGUGUAGGGGUGUGUGUGUGUGUGUGUGUGUGUUUGUCUUUUGUUUUUUUUCCGUAAAUGUGUGUGCAAAUACAUGUGUAGGUAUACAUAUAUAUAUAAGCUCCAUGUCUAUGUACAAUGUGUAUAUGUAUAUAUAAUCCCACACAUACGCUUUGAAAUAUUUUAGCACUAUGUACUCAGGAAAUUAUGUAUUCAACCAAAUGAUCUUUAUUAUUAAUUAUAGUAUUUUAUGUGCAAAGCGCUCUAACCUCCUGCAAAGGACAUUAUUCUGUUGCAGCCAAUGGUUGCUCUAAUUGUAUGUGAACUGUAUUCUUUGGGACACAUAUAGAAAAGGUAUGAAUGAGGAAGCAAAUAUCUUAUAUUGUGAAUAUAAACGUUUCCAUUCAUACCUUUUCUAGUACUUGUAUAUUUUGAAUCACGCCCUUUACGUGUGCUAGAACCAAUAAAUAUUAAAUCAAGAUAAAAUGUUUUGUACAGUCACAGAUGAAAAUCCAUGUUGGAAAAUUCAUUAAGAACGUUAGUCGAGUGAUAAGCGCCUGGCUAGAUUCAGGACAGUCUUUCAUAUGAUUUCACUUGUUUUAUUAAUGUGAUUUUUUUUUUUUUUUUUUUUUUACCGGUUCACUUUGUAUAAUUUCAUAUCUUGUACUGCCAUAUUCAUGUUGA